Messenger RNA from Polyodon spathula (Mississippi paddlefish), 3674 nucleotides. RefSeq names its product inorganic pyrophosphatase-like. Gene Ontology annotation, biological process: phosphate-containing compound metabolic process. The record is from RefSeq and is a predicted model, not a curated record. Gene Ontology annotation, cellular component: cytoplasm; extracellular exosome. The transcript has 11 exons. Bases 47 to 1018 code for a protein of 323 amino acids. Gene Ontology annotation, molecular function: inorganic diphosphate phosphatase activity; magnesium ion binding. Lineage: Eukaryota; Metazoa; Chordata; Actinopteri; Acipenseriformes; Polyodontidae.
ACUGUCUAUGCUCCGCCUGUAAAUAAGCAGUAGUUAAAUAUAAACAAUGCGCUUGCUUCUGAACUUCAGUUUUAGGUUUUCUGCUGCAUAUUCGCAGACAAGCCUAAAAACCGGGUUCAGUUCACUAAUGCAAUUUCACCUAAGAAAAAUGGUGCAUUACAAAACUGAAGAAAGGGGAAAACCGAACACCCUUGACUACAGGAUAUAUUUUAAAACCUCAGAGGGAAAAUACAUUUCACCUUUCCAUGACAUUCCACUUUUUGCAGGCGAUGAUCAGACUGUGUUUAACAUGGUUGUGGAAAUACCUCGCUGGACAAAUGCCAAAAUGGAGAUUGCAACAAAAGACCCACUGAACCCUAUUAAACAGGAUGUAAAAAAGGGCAAGCUUCGAUAUGUAGCAAAUGUCUUCCCUCACAGGGGUUACAUUUGGAACUAUGGAGCCCUUCCACAGACCUGGGAGGACCCAAGUCACAAGGAUAAUGACACAAAGUGCUGUGGUGACAAUGACCCAAUUGAUGUGUGCGACAUUGGCUCAAAGGUAUGUUCUAUAGGAGAGGUUAUUCAAGUAAAGGUCCUGGGAAUACUGGCAAUGAUUGAUGAAGGAGAGACAGAUUGGAAGAUAAUUGCUAUCGAUGUUGAAGACAAAGAUGCUCCAAAUAUUAACAGUAUAGAUGAUGUACGAAAGCUCAAACCCGGGUAUCUGGAGUCUGCAGUUGAUUGGUUCAAAAAAUAUAAGGUCCCUUAUGGAAAACCAGAAAACCAGUUUGCCUUUAAUGGAGAAUUCAAAGACAAGGAUUUUGCAGUAGAGAUCAUUAAAUCAACACACCAGUACUGGAAGGCACUGACACAGAAACAGACUCCUGGAGGUGCAAUAAACUGUAAAAAUGUGUCGGUGUGUAACAGCCCUUUUCAGUGCAGCGAGGAAGAGGCCUGCUCAAUAGUCCAGUCUGCUCCAGCAUUUGGGAAAUCAGGCACAUUGCCUGAGGAAGUCGACAAGUGGCAUUUUCUUCCAAAGUGAUUCUUGACCAAAUAUGGGAACUUCCUUUGAAAACUGUCUUCAAAAGCCACACGACCUUCCUAAGAAUCGUAUAAUAGACAAGAACUUAACAUGCAAACAACUUAUAAGUCUAAGCUGUGUCACAGAAUAAAAACUGAAUGAUUUGAAAACAUGUUCUAUUGCUUUAUUGAUUUGUUAAGCUCUGAAAGCUUUUUUUUUUCCUUUGUAAAUGAGUUGAUGUAAGAGUCUGAAACGAAACGAGCACAGAGCAAUGAUGUUUUAAUUUACUUUUGUGCUUUGCUGUAAUCAAGCCUGUCAGCUCUGCAUUUGUUUCUUAUAAGACGCAAGAAAUAUUGGUGCACAUGAUACGUUUCAGUAAAGGCUUCAAAGAGAUUUUAUUUUUGUUUUAAAGUAUUGGGUUAAGAGACACAGGAAAUCAUGUGUACUGUAAUCUGUAACAGCUUUGACUGCAGACACUAAAUAGCAAAAAGUUAACAGCUUGACGUCAGACUGUUUUAGAAGUUUGGAAUUGGCAAAAGAAAUUCAUGACUAGAACCACUUUUAUCUUAUCUACGUUGCUUUGUUGUUAUCUCAAGAAUAUCCGUUUGCAAACAGAGUUUAAUAUCCAAAAUAAAUACAUCCUUAUAUCCUGUUCUUGCUUGUAUCAAAGUAGCCAGUUUUUGGUACUUUCUAGCAGGCACAAAACAUAUCUGGCAUGAAUCUCCCAGCCUGCAACAUUAUCUUGUGUCUGGAUAUGUUGCCAGGGCUGGUCCACAGAUUUUGGGAACCCUGGUUUCACGUUUGUCUCCGAUGGCGUGAUAACCGGUUGGAAUUUGAAAACCAAUAGUGCAUCUUGGUUUAUGUCGAGCACAUAGUCAGAGCUGUGUUGUGUGGGUGCUUUGGUGAUGCUAUUCAGAGUGUCAUUCCAAUUUACUUACCUGAUCACGGCCAUGCUUGUUAACAACUGGUGUAACUGGAUUGUUCUGCUGGUCUCUGAGAAUGGUUAAAUGGAAUUGUUUGUUAAAUGUUUCUGCUACUACUAAUUGCAAUGAAGUUUAUUUUUUUUAACAAAAAAAAAAAAAAUAGAAGAUUACAAUAGUAUUGGACAAGGGGGACAUGUCAAUAUGUUUUUUUCAAGAACAUGACAUUCAACAAAAUGUAAACCAAACUGAUGUAUGUGGUCAUGCAUUUCUUUGCCUCGUCCAAACUUGUUAAAAGUGCUGUAUUAGAUAUUGAUAAUUAAAAAAAAAAAAAAAAAAAAAAUCUUCAAAAUAAUGUCAAUGUUUAAUUAUUGUUGUCUGAAUUGAACAGUCUUGAACACACACUAAGAUUGUAAAUGUGUUGUCUUCAGAAGAAACCAAUUGUUACUGCUUAUAGACUGCACUGUCUUUUUAAUAAUUGUUUCUGCAAUUUAGUUCUGUCCCUUGAUUGAACGUCUUAAAAACAAUGACCUGAAAUACAUUUUCAUUUAUAAACGUAUGUUUAGAAAACAAAGUAAUUUAUAUUGAAUAAAACAUAUUAUUAUCCUCAUAGAAAGUCCUGCAUGUCUCCCAGUAGGUCUGAUGCUAUCGAAAUGUUUGAAAUGUAACCAAAGGUUUUAUUUCUUCACUGUAAUUACUGGCAGCUGAUGGCAUUAUGGAAAAAUGUGGACAUAUUAAAGGCAGUCAUGGGUUUCACCGUGUGUAGUGUGUUCUUUGAACAAUAUUACCCUUGGAAAACCAAAAGGUAUUCAAUUAAUUUCAAGUUAGUUUUAGGUGCGGUUAAAGAAAAUGUUUUGAAGUGACCUCAUUAUGUCAAUCCUGUCUCCCUUGCUCUAUCUUCUUUUAAUGUAGUGUCAUUUUUUAUGUUGCACCAGCAGAUGAGAAAAACAUAAUCACUGUAAUGGGAAAUACUUGUAGCAGUGUCAAGCAGAAUAUAGGGUCAUUUGGGUUAAAAUGAAGAAAUAUGUCAUAUCCUUUUAGUGUAGUAUAUGUACCAAUGGGUGUGUGAAGGUCAUUUCUACAAUAUUUUUGUAUUGAAUGUUGCAUAACUCAUUUGAAAUCUUGAUAAAGAAAUCUUAUAUUUUGCUAUAUAUAAGCUUUUCAUUUGUAGGCAAAAAUCACCUAACACCUCAAAGCCGUCUCGGUUAACACUGUGUACUGUAAUGUAUGUACUCUAAUAUUACCGUGAUGCAAUACAAAUGAAAGGCUAUUAAAACACAAUAAAAUAAGUAGAACCAAUAUAUUCAUAUAAGGGAUGAGAAAUUAUUUUUAAAGCAUUGACUAUUGCUCCCUCCAGGGUAGACUAGAGACAUUAGAGGUAGCACGAAAUAAUAGCAGCCAAAUUAUUCCUGAAAAUAAAAUCUCCUUGAUCCUGUUCUUUUUCAUUAUGUCUUGGGUUUGCAACAAACUUCUAAGUGCCACACCAGUGGGUGAGACUUCAGGGUAAUUAAGGAGGGGCUAUGCUAAUAUUUUGGGUGUCAGUCAUAGCAAGAUCUGUGCUAUAAAUUAAAAUGUGUAUUGUAUUAAAAAGGUGUUUACAACAACUUAGAUAUUGGAAUGAUAUUACAGAAAUGUCCUAAUGUAUUUACCUAUUCAUGGUCAUUCGAGGACGAUUACAUUUAAUUGCUUGUUUCCACUGCUAUUAAUUGCAUUUUGUUAAAAACUAUGUACUGUUAAUAUGGGUUUCAUGUGCUUAU